Molecule: messenger RNA, 450 nt
Organism: Cyclopterus lumpus (lumpfish)
Lineage: Eukaryota; Metazoa; Chordata; Actinopteri; Perciformes; Cyclopteridae
Gene: hcrt
Product: hypocretin (orexin) neuropeptide precursor
Exons: 2
Coding region: 1-450 (149 amino acids)
Biological process (GO): neuropeptide signaling pathway; feeding behavior
Source: RefSeq, a predicted model, not a curated record
AUGACUCCCCUUCACACAAGCCAGAAGAUGCCGUGGUUCCCCGCCAACUUCCAGAAGGCUGCUGGGAUGGACACAUCUAACAGGAAAGUCCUGGUGCUGGUUCUGAUGUUGCUGCUGUCUCAACUGGCCUGUGACGCUCACCCCGUGUCUGAAUGCUGCAGACGGCCAGCUCGCUUCUGUCGCCUCUCGGUGCUUCUGUGUCGUUCUCACAGCCCAAACAUUGGUGGAGCGCUCCCGGGAGACGCCGCCGCCGGCAUCCUCACUCUGGGCAAACGAAAUGAAGACGAAGAUAACCUGCAGAGCCGCCUCCACCAGCUCCUGCAAGGCUCCCGGAAUCAGGCAGCCGGGAUCCUGACGAUGGGGAAGAGGAUUGCUGAGAGGGCUGGAGAGCAGUACAUGGACUGGAUGGCUCAGUCAGGGUCAGCCAUCACACUACAUGAUUUAAGCUAA